This is a messenger RNA of Lymnaea stagnalis (great pond snail), 893 nucleotides long. The record is from the annotation of a GenBank genome assembly. Lineage: Eukaryota; Metazoa; Mollusca; Gastropoda; Lymnaeidae.
AAUGUUCAAUAUUCAGAUCACAAGGCCAUAAAUCAUGCUGAUCAAGCAAUUUGCAUGGAAACUCAGACCUUUGGAAGUUUGGGAAUGGAUUCCAUGACGCAGACAAUUGAUGACCUGGUCUGGGACAUUGGGACGCAAACAGUUGAGGAUAUUGUAACUGACAUGAUGACUCAAACGGGAGAUGAUUUACUAGAAUAUCUGACCAAUGAUUCCCAAACACAAACACUAGAUGACUUUUAUGACCAACUGUCAGCAUGGGGAGAAUCUGGUGACCUAUCAGACGGCAGGCAAAACACAUCACUCCUCAGAUUAGGCAGUAGUUCUCAAAUUACAAGCUUGUUACCUGGAGACAAUGCAAGUACACAAACAGCCGGGGACUUUGAUAGUCAAGAUCUAAGUUUUUCAAGCAACAGCUUUGUUGGACCGUGGAACAGCCCUUCAAGUAACUCAGAGGAAGAAAAUCAAAACUAUUCUGACUAUCCAACAAAAUGGGAUUAUGCACAUGGUUCCCGUCAAGACAAAAUGCAUUGUGAUGGUGACGUCUCAGAAAGAGCUACAAGAAACCACUUUGACAGUGUCACCUUUCCUUUAGAGUCUGCAUCAGAUAGGAUCAAUACAGCCGAGUGUUUCAAAGAAACUGAAACAUCAGAAACACAAACAGUUUUUGACCCAAUUUUUUCAUAUUUUGACACUGCAGAUGUUUUGUUUCAAGCACCUAAGCCAACAAGGUAUCUAGAAUCUUCACACACGCAGACAGCUUUUGACCCCAUGCUAUCAUCAGUGACAUCCUAUGAUGGGGGUUUGGUGUAUUCCAACAAAGAGACAUCUGAGACGCAGACAGCGAUGGAAAUAGAAUCGAUGGUCAGCCGAGAGACGGCUCAGUGUCAGACACC